CACGUGACUUUGUUUACUACGGAAACGCGCGAGCUAAAGCAACCGCUAGCAAACAGCGAGCUCGUCGUGACGAACAAACUCAAAAAUUGACUUGAAUGUGUUUUUUUUUUUUUAGUUUAUUCGAACAUGCAUGACACCGGGUAACAAUGUGGCUCAGCGACGCAGCGCCAACGUGUUAACUGCGCAACAUGAGCGUGUAUGUGUAUGUUUAAUGUGCCUUUUACGCGUUCUACACAUCAAAAUAGUCUUGCUAUGAGGUCGCUAAAUUACGUCCAACGUGUUAGUUUGGACUUCACGGGAACGCUCUUUCCUCACGCUAUUUGUUUAGGAGAUGCUGACAACGACACGCUAAACGAGCUGGUGGUGGGCGACACCAGCGGGAAGCUGCACGUCUACAAAAACGACGACUCCAAAGCGUGGCUCACGAGGAGCUGCAUGGGCAUGCUGACGUGCGUCGCAGUCGGAGACGUGUGCAACAAAGGGAAGAACUUUGUGGUAGCUGUGGGUGCUGAGGGCUGGUUUCACCUCUUCGACCUGACCGGCGCCCCCGCCGGCAAAUCGGAUUCGUCGAGCCUGCAUGACGCUCUCUCCCUGGACGAGCAGAAGCCCUUCUUCACGCAGCACAUCCCGGCCAACACCAAAGUCAUCCUCAUCAGCGACAUCGACGGGGACGGCCGCAGCGAGCUGGUGGUGGGCUACACCGACCGAGUGGUGCGGGCUUUCCGAUGGGAGGAGCCCUCGGAUGGUUCUGAUGUUGGGUCCGGUCAGCUGGUCCUGCUGAAGAAAUGGCUCCUGGAGGGACAGGUGGAUAGCCUCUCCGUGAACCCGGGUCCCGAGGGCCUGCCGGAGCUGAUGGUGUCCCAGCCGGGCUGCGGCUACGCCAUCCUGCAGUGCUCCUGGACGCAGCAAGACUCCCCCCAUAGCGGCGGUGGCGACGCCGAGGACGCGUCUGCCACGCCCGGGAGCGAGGGGCCUUCCAGAGAUGUAGUUCUCCAUCUGACCACUGGGCGGAUCCACAACAAGAACGUGUCAACGCACCUCAUUGGAAGCAUCAGCAAAGGAUCAAAGGAGGAGUCUUCCAAAUGUGGCCUCUUCGCUCUCUGCACGCUGGACGGAACCUUGAAGCUGAUGGACAGUUCCGAGCAGCUGCUGUGGUCGGUGCAGGUGGAUCAUCAACUGUUCGCCCUGCAGAAGCUGGACGUCACGAGGGACGGCCGGGAGGAGGUGGUGGCGUGCGCCUGGGACGGCCAGACCUACAUCAUCGACCAUAACCGCGCCGUGGUGCGCUUCCAGUUUGACGAGAACGUCAACGCCUUCUGUGCGGGUCAGUACACGUGCAAGGAGGGCAAGAACAGCCCGUGUUUGGUGUACGUCAGCUUCAACCACAAGAUCCACAUCUACUGGAAGGUGCAGCUGGAGCGCAUGGAGUCCACCAACCUGCUGCGCGUGCUGGACCAGAGGUCGGAGUUCAGAGGUCAGCUGGAGACGCUGGGAAUGGGUGGUGCUGACCCGGCGGCCGUCCGAGCUCUGCUGGCUGACGUUCUCUACAAGGACGCCGUCACUUCUUGAGCGCGUGGCGGCAAUCAACGCUGACGAGCUGCUGAAAGGAGCUCUUCAAUCACGCUGCCGGCCCUCCUCCUCCUCCAUUUAUUUUGAAUGUCAGUCAAAACACAUUUCAUAACAUCGUGCUCCCAAUGGCUGCUCACAUGUAAGCCAUCAAUAUUUGUCUUAUUUGAAUAUACUAAUAUUCUGACCCUGCUAUAAAGAUCACAUAUCCAAUAUAAAAGUGUUCACUUUCACCAAAGACAGCGCCCCUGUACCUAAUGAAGUGACCACUGCUGCAUUGGUGUGCUUACUAAUGUUAUUGUGAGGCGGGGUUUUUCUCCCUAAAUGAUCAUAAAAGGGCACAGAGGAGGCGGAACUUUCUGAUCCCAGUCUGGUUCUGACCCAUUAAGACAAUAUGACCCCACCUCAUCCCUAUUUGGAGCAAAACGGCGUCUGCUUGCUUGUUGGUUGCAAAAUAAAACACAAAUCAAAAACCAUGUCGAGACCUGUAACAGUCCAGCUCUGACGUAGCUUCGGCGUGUGGGUGUAAUGUCUAUUACAGGUCACACACACACUCGGUCAGAUGUGCGUGCAAUGUUGCAGCCGCACAGGCCGCCGCACGCCCUCCAGGCCGCAUCUUACUGCUUUGUGGGGGAAAAAAAUCCUUGUCUGCUUGGUGGGCCACAGUUUGAUGUAGGAGUCAAUACUCUUGCAUUAAAUGCAAGUCUGAUGAUGUACAAAACCCAAAAGCAGUGAAGUUUUCACGUUGUGUAAAUGUUAAAUACAAACCCCGUUUCCAUAUGAGUUGGGAAAUUGUGUUAGAUGUAAAUAUAAACGGAAUACAAUGAUUUGCAAAUCCUUUUCAACCCAUAUUCAGUUGAAUAUGCUACAAAGACAACAUAUUUGAUGUUCAAACUGAUAAACAUUUUUUUUCUUGCAAAUAAUCAUUAACUUUAGAAUUUGAUGCCAGCAACACGUGACAAAGAAGUUGGGAAAGGUGGCAAUAAAUACUGAUAAAGUUGAGGAAUGCUCAUCAAACAC
Messenger RNA from Entelurus aequoreus (snake pipefish), 2586 nucleotides. It is a transcript of the gene itfg2, whose product is annotated as integrin alpha FG-GAP repeat containing 2. Gene Ontology annotation, biological process: regulation of TOR signaling. The coding region runs from base 199 to 1569 and encodes 456 amino acids. The transcript is spliced from 12 exons. NCBI's taxonomy places the organism in Eukaryota, Metazoa, Chordata, Actinopteri, Syngnathiformes, Syngnathidae. Gene Ontology annotation, cellular component: KICSTOR complex. The record is from RefSeq and is a predicted model, not a curated record.